Molecule: messenger RNA, 834 nt
Organism: Fusarium keratoplasticum
Lineage: Eukaryota; Fungi; Ascomycota; Sordariomycetes; Hypocreales; Nectriaceae
Exons: 1
Coding region: 1-834 (277 amino acids)
Molecular function (GO): lyase activity
Source: RefSeq, a predicted model, not a curated record
AUGGGUUACGUUUGGACCGAGGAUGAGGUCAAGGCCUAUGACCUCUUCUACGAGCAUGUGACAUCCAUGAACCAUGCUAUUGGCGUCACUUUUACCACCACUCACGAGUUUGCUCGAGAUGUAUUGCCGCCCUGUUUUGACGUCCCCAAUCCCCCGACCGGCACAGUCUACAUAUGCACCAACGUGGAGGAAAUCGAUGGCGAACGCACUGGAGAGGACGAGGAAGCUGGCGUGCUCUCCUUGGAUGUCAUCCACAAUGGAACACCCGGAAGCUACACGCUCUCCGUUUUCGUCAAUCGCGACCAGUCUCUUGCCACAGGCCGUGAGGUUUGGUCCAUGCCCAAGAAGCUCGGCGAGAUUCAUUUGAUGGGCAACCACCACAAGGUCUGUGGUACGGCUCAGCGCAAGGGCGCUCGCAUGCAGGUUGACGCUGUCCUCGGCGACCCGGAGUUCACUACUUCUCCGGAACCCAAGCUGUCGACCUUCUUCGAGAUCAAAGCCCUCAUGCGUGCCUCCGGUGGUUUCCAGACCGAUCCUGUCCUGGUCGAGUUUGAGGUCACCCAGCGCACCUACAGCUCCCAGGAGGCGAUGCAGGGCCAGACCUCGUUGAUUCUCCUUGGAACGGAGGAUGACCCCUUGCACACAGUCCCUGUGAAGGAGGUCAACUCAGGCUGGACCUCUGGAUAUGGAAUGAACACUCGGCUCGUCAGGGAAAUCCCUCUGGACCCAUCUGUGGACUACAGACCUUACGUCUACGGGCGAUUCUUUGAUAACUGGCCCGGGGCGUCAGCGAGAGCGAAGGCGGAAAAGCUCGCCAUUGCAAAGACCUGCUAG